Zootermopsis nevadensis is the source of this 4716-nucleotide messenger RNA. Lineage: Eukaryota; Metazoa; Arthropoda; Insecta; Blattodea; Termopsidae. The record is from RefSeq and is a predicted model, not a curated record.
AUAACAAAUAAUCUAUAUGAUCUCAGAUUUCAUAUACAUCUCGAUUUUCGUGAUAUGCGUAGGAUUGUAUUCCGAUGCAGUAGUAUAUGUUGUUUACCCUGUAAUCUAUUACCUCUGAACUCCGCUGAGUGAAAGAAGUGUAAUACUAAAUUCUGUUUUGUUGUUGGUUUGAAAAAGAACAGUUUAAGGUUAUUGGUUAUCUCUACGUGCAAUAUAUUUUUCAUUUACUUGAUUCUUCUGAAAUUAUUCAAUUAUAUGUACAUCUAAUUUUUGUAAUUUUAAUGUUCAAUGUCGUUACUAUAAAUGGUGUCAUGAUUAAAUGUAGGCGUACCAUGGCCAAAGUUUAUAAUAGUAUAACUUGCGUGGUUCAGUGACUUUGGAGUUAAUGUCAGACUGAAUUCAAAUGGCAGCGAAAAGUGCGAGGUGCCCAAAAGUGGAUGGGGUUGCUUUUGGAGUUUCUACAAAAAAAUCAGGGAAGAAAUCAACUCUUCAGACGUUUUCUAACGAGAAUGCCCCUCCAUUGAGGCGUUCACCAAGGCUGAAUGAAAAGGCAAAGCCAUCACCGGCAGUUGUUGCAGCAAAGAGAAAUGCUAGAAUGCGCCAAGGCAAUAAAAAAAUACCAGAUGUUGUUAUAAAAGACAUUUAUCAUACGGCCAGGGAAGCUAAAGACAUGAUAAGAAAACAAACAGGUAUAGUUUAUGAUCGACGCAUGUCAGAGCACAAGUGCAUCUGGGAUCCAAACUAUCCAGAAUGUCCAGAUAGAUUUACCAGAGUUUUGGAAAGAUGUGAAGCUUUGGGGCUCAUCUCUCGCUGUUUGUUUGUGAAGCCACGUGAGGCAACAGAGGAAGAAAUCCUUACAAAGCACUCUGUAGAGCAAGUAGAGAUCUUAAAAGCCACCAAUGAGUGCAGAGAUGAGGAGUACCUGGAGGAACUCUCCUCCAGAUAUGAUGCAAUUUAUAUUCAUCCUACAACAUAUCAGCUUUCCCUCCUAUGCACAGGAAAAGUUCAAAAUGGCAUGGCUAUUGUAAGGCCCCCAGGUCACCAUGCAAUGAAGAGUGAGUACUGUGGUUACUGUUUUUUCAACAAUGUGGCCCUGGCAGCUACACAUGCAUUAAUGAAUUGUGGUAUCUCACGUGUGCUCAUUGUCGACUGGGAUGUUCAUCACGGACAAGCAACACAACAGAUGUUUUACAGUGAUCCUCGGGUAGUGUACUUUUCCUUGCACCGAUUUGAAUAUGGCAGUUUUUGGCCAAACCUGAAGGAAUCUGACUUUCACUAUAUUGGAGAAGGCCCUGGUUUGGGUUACAACUUCAACAUCCCUCUCAACAAUGUUGGCAUGACUGAUGCAGACUACCUUGCUGUCUUCCAUCAAGUUCUUCUUCCAAUGGCUAAUGAAUUCCAGCCAGAGCUGAUCCUGGUGUCAGCCGGUUAUGAUGCUGCAAUUGGCUGUCCUGAGUUUGGGCCUGAACUUGUAGUAGUAUCUGCUGGGUAUGAUUCAGCCCUUGGGGAUGAGAAGGGUGAGAUGGAGGUGACCCCAGCAUGUUAUGCUCAUCUUUUGAACUUGCUCUUGUGUCUUGCUGGAGGGAAAGUUGCUGUGAUACUUGAGGGGGGUUACUGUCUGCAGUCCCUUGCAGAAGGAGCAGCAUUGACUCUGAGAGCACUUCUGGGCGACCCUUGCCCUAUUCUCCCGAGUCAGGGACAGCCCUGUGAAGGGAUACGGGAUACAAUUCUCAAUGUGAUCUACGCUCACCGAGAUUUCUGGCAGUGUUACCAAUUCCAAGACAAGUACAGUGCUCACACUGUACAUGAUUUAUCAAACAAGAAAUCAUUGGGACGAGAAGAGCACCACAUGCCAUCUGUGAGGUUCCUGGAGUCUGAUGACAAACCAGAAUGGUUUCCCACACGAAACUGCUACCCAGUGCAGAGCCAGCAGUUUGUGCAUGAUGUAACCACACGGCUAAAUUUUCUCAUAGCAAACACAAAGCUAACAUUCGCUUCACACAGAGUCUGCCUUGUGUACGAUGAACGAAUGAUGAAGCACAAAAACAUUGCUGAUCCAGGUCAUCCAGAGAAGCCAGAGCGAAUCUCAGCCAUAUUUUCCAGACAUGAAGAAUAUGGGUUGCUGAAAAGAUGCCACUUGCUGAAGGCACGCUCUGUGUCAGAGGAGGAACUGCUACUUCUGCACACCAAGGAGCACAUCAACCUGAUGCAGGAGACAGCUAGCAUGAAGUUGCGGGACCUUGCUAAAAAACAGGAUGAUUUUCGCUCCAUCUACCUACAUCCAGGCUCCUAUCAGGCGUCCUGUUUAGCCGCAGGUUCCGUUCUUCAGGUGGUGGACAGUGUUCUGAAUGGAGAGAGCCGUUCUGGAGUGGCUAUUGUGCGACCACCAGGCCAUCAUGCGGAGGAAGAUGAACCAUGUGGCUUCUGCAUGUUCAACAAUGUAUCAUUGGCUGCAAAGUAUGCCAUUCAUGUCCAUGGACUGAAACGAAUUCUGCUGCUGGACUGGGAUGUUCACCAUGGUAAUGGAAGUCAGCAUAUAUUUGAGGCAGAUCCCAGAGUUCUAUACCUCUCGAUACAUCGCUACGACAAUGGCAGCUUUUUCCCGGGCUCUUCAGAUGCCAACUAUAAUGUGGUGGGAACUGCAAAAGGGGAGGGAUAUAACAUUAAUAUUCCCUGGAAUAAGAGUGGGAUGAAUGAUGCAGAUUAUCUGACAGCUUUCUACCAGGUGGUUCUCCCCAUUGCUUACCAGUUCAAUCCUGAGCUCGUGCUUGUGUCCUCUGGGUUUGAUGCUUGUAUUGGGGACCCACUUGGAGGCUGCAAAGUUAGCCCUGAAGCAUAUGGUCACUUUACCCACCUGCUGACUGCAUUAGCAGGGGGCCGUGUGAUCAUCUCUUUGGAAGGGGGCUACAACGUCAAUUCCAUUUCUCAUGCCAUGUCCAUGUGCACCAAGGCUCUACUAGGAGACCCUCUACCCCCUCUGGUGCCUGGUCGUGCAGUCUGUCCCAGUGCGGUCACAUCCAUUAAGAACGUAAUUAGAACACAAGCAAGAUACUGGUCAGCACUUUGUUUUCAGGUGGCUCUGCCCCAAGAAAGAGUUCUUCCUACAGAGCCAUUGGACAAUAAGUCGAAAGUAGUAUUGAAUUUGAGUAACCCACAUCCAGAAAAAUAUGAGGGAGUGCUGACUAAACUUGAUCAUAAGGAAGAAAUUGAGACAGACAGAAAAGUUUCCUGUGGAUCUGCAAAACAGCAUGUUGAAGUCACAUCAGUUGACAUGUAUCAUACAUUAAGUGAAUCUUUCAGUAAACUCUGUGUAGAUGACAAACAGAUUGAUCCUCUCUGUUUGGACAUCAACAAAAAUCCUGUGGGACUGUCCAGUGACUCAAGUCCCUUAAGUUCAUCCAUUGAUACAGAGAGUCAGAUGUGGUCCAAGUCAAGUUCUAAUAAUUUUAAAGAAUUAUCACCUGAUGAUAUACCUCUUUAUAAGUCUAAGGAAUCACCAGUUUCCAAUAAAAUAGAGAUCUGUAACUCAUCCCCUGUCAAAUGUGAUAGUUCACCUUCAAAGCUGAGCUUCUCAGAUGAUGGAUACAAAUCAGAAGAGCAACAUGAUACUUCAACAUUCCAUGAAGGGACUGUGAUUUCACUGUCUGUCGUCACAGAAGAACAUGGCAGAAUAAAUGCUGCAGACAGUGGUGAAAAAAGGAGCACUGACCUUACAGGCAAUGAUCAGCAAGGGCCAAGUAGGGGCACAGGGGAAAAUGCAAGUGGGACCAAUCAGAUCUCAGGCCAGCAGACGCUAGCCAACUAUCUUUCUGAAAAUAUGCAGAUGCUGUUAGCCGGAGAGAUGUUUGCUGUGGUACCAAUGCGCAGCUGUCCACAUCUUGUUAGGGUUCAGCCUGUUCCAGAGUGUGGAAUAGACUAUAAUAGUCCAUGUGCAGAAUGUAGGUCUGUGCAGGAAAACUGGGUAUGCUUGGUGUGUUAUACGGUUCACUGUGGCCGCUACAUCAGUGAGCACAUGAUGCUACAUGGCCAAGAAACAUCACAUCCUUUGACCCUCAGCUUUUCUGAUCUUUCAGUCUGGUGCUAUGGGUGUGAGGCAUAUAUUGACAACCAGAUUCUUUAUGCAGCUAAGAAUGCCGUUCAUAGAAGCAAAUUUGGAGAAGAUAUGCCUUGGUCAUAUGGUGAUACAAAUCCUGCAUUUCCAGUGUGAUUGAAGGCAGAAGAGUUUGGUGACUUUGUGACACUACCAGUAAUAUUAAUACUUUCACAAUUUUCCCAUGAAGAGAAAAACACUGUUAACUUUCCUGUGUAGAAUCAGUUAGCUUUUAGUACAGAAAACAUUACAUAAAUGCAAAAUUACUUGAGCACCAAAUGUCUCAUGGGACCUACAGUUUAUUUUUUAAGUUAAAAUAUUGUAAAAUACUUAUCAUCUAAAAUUUAAAAAUGCAGACAUAAGUUGUGGUAUGUCAUUUAAGCAGAAUAAUUGUUUUUUCUAUAUCUGUUUAUAUUAAGUCACAAAAAGAUGUUUUAUUAAUUUUUAGUUAUAUUCAGAAUACUUUAAUCUGUAUUAAUACAGUAUGUAACUCAUCUUGUAUAAAAAAAAUUGUCUUAGCUUGUAGCACAUUCCUGUGAUUCAGAUGGGGUUUGACAUACAGAAACAUUUAUAAAUGUGGUCAGUCUUCAGACUGGACCGUAUCAAAUAAAGCAAUUUAUUCUUAA